AAAUUUUAGAGAUUUGAAGGCCUUGGGUUUUGUAGCGCGGGCGACUGAAAGAGACUUUGCAAUAACCAAGGAGGAGAGAUCAUCUGGAGAAUUGAGGAGCUCAGUACAACUUCCCCAGAAGAGCCUUGUCCAACGGGACGGGAAAAAUGAACCUGUGACGUGACGAAGGAGUCUUGUAGGCUAGCUGCCCAAAAAUUACAGCAGCAGUAGUCGUGGCCGAGUGGUUAAGGCGAUGGACUAGAAAUCCAUUGGGGUCUCCCCGCGCAGAGCCAGAAGAGGGAGAGAAAAACAACCGAGACAAGCCAGAGGCCAAGUGGCCGCCAGAAUUCCUGCCUCCUCCCCGGCGCAGACUGGCAUACCCGAGAGCAGCGGAGGAGAACCCGCGUUCCGAGCCCCAGGGAAAUCUCUCGGGUUCGGCCCCACGCGCACCCCGGAGGGUAAGAGGAGAGGGGGAAGGGAAGCGCGUCCUCCAAAGCCCACCCCCUACGCGCCCGAACCAGAGGCUGGCAGCGAAGUUAGUGGCAGGGGGCGCGCGAGGGCGGAAGACAGCGCGCGCCACCGGGCUACGCGUUGCCCUAGGCAACCAGCGGGCACUAUGGGAUGACAGUAGCGUGGAAUGGGAAAGGAGCGGGGGGCGGUGGAAAGAAGGGCAGGGACCGGCCAAGAUGGCGGAGGACCUUGACGAACUGUUGGAUGAGGUGGAGUCCAAGUUCUGUGGGCCCAAAUCGUUGAGCCCGGAAUAUCUCGAGAGGCCGUCGGCCAGGGGCACCACGACAAGCUCCAGCAGGACCAGCACCGACCGAGAGAUGGAGGACUAUGACGAAGACGACGAGGACGACGACGACGAUGACGACUUCAGAUCAACUAAAACAUCAUCAAAAGGUGAUGAUGAUCUUGAUGGCCUAAUUAAUGAAAUCUUUGAAGAGCCCUGUUUUCACAGAAAUCCUGUUAAAUUAAAAUCUAAAUCUUCAAAUAACACAUCUGUCAGAACUUCUAUUCAAAUGCUUGGCAAAAGAUGCAGUCCAGUAUACCUUGGAGGAAGCUCUGCUCCAUGUGGUAUAGGAACAAACACUUCCCAGAGAACAUGUGACCAGUUGCGCUGUACAGCCUGUGAUUUUCGUGUAUUAAGCUUUGAUGACUACAUGUGGGAUAAAUCCUGUGAUUAUCUGUUUUUCAGGAAUAACAUGCCUGAAUUCAGCAAGUUGAAAGCAAAGAUGAUAAAGCAGAAAGGCACACGAGCCUAUGCUUGCCAGUGUAGCUGGAGAGAUAUCAAAGAACUCACUGACCUCCGGACUGAUCAGCAACUUCGAUGGGUUUGUGGUAAACAUAUCGAGUGAAGUUUUCUCACCUCAAGCCUUUUGUUAGUAUGGAAAGGCCAGCUUUUAUCUGAACAGACUCUGGAAUGAUUUUAUGGUUAAGUAAGGAAGACAAUUAUCAUUUGUGCCUCUUGGCAAAAGAGAGUGGAUUUAUUUGGCUGAUUACAUUUUACAAAUUUCCACAAGUCCAACAGGCUAGGAAAGAUAAUCAGGAUUUAACGCUUCAGAAUCAUUCUUCUCUGCUUACUCACUAAUAUAUGUAAGCAGGAUCACAAGUUAAACUCUCCCUAUUUCUUGACACCCUGAUAUUUGCCCUCCUAUCUGUCUCUUUUUAGGCCACUUGAUGUUCUUCUAGCAUCAAAUAUCUAUGAAGUCUUAUUAACAACUACAAUAAUAUAAACUAGAGACAUCCAAUAUAAAUAUUGCUUGUGUAUAUAGACAUUAAAGAAAUGCUAACCACUGCACACAGAAAAGUCCCUAGCCCCUAGCUCUAAACCAUAUGUGCAUUGGUAUCUUCUAUAUCUGUCCAAUUUAGUAUUGCCAAAGACUAUAAUAAGAUGUAGCAGAAACCACAGAUUGACAGUGAAUUCUUCCCCAGCUGAUGUUCUCUCAUCAUCUCUGGAGACAUUUUACAGAAUUCUCAAGUAAGAUUACCCAUUUUUGGCAUAACUAUCCUCAUCUUGGUCACCUUUACACUCUCCAUUACACUCAGAAAAAUAUCUUUUGAUUGGCCAUUGUAUUUGUGCAUGGUUGUGUUUGGGCAUGAGAAUUUUUGGUGAACCAAAAACAAAUAUUAAACAAAAAUAUAUACAUAAUACAUAAAUGCAACAAUGAUAUAUAGAUGCCAUUGUUUUCAUUUUAUAGGCCCUUUUUAGCUUUUGACAUAUUACAGGAAGUAAGUACAGAGUAGUGCUCAUGUAACCUUAAAUUUGCCAAUGGAUUAUUUUUUAGAUGUUGGCUAGAGAAUAGAAUUGAAAAGAAGCCCAAUAAAGUGGCAUGUCUUCAUGGAAAACUCACUCAUAAUCCCUCUUACUACAGCCAUUAGAUUGAAGGGAAAUAUUAGACCAGACUGAGAUUAUCUAGGAAUUUCCCAAUUUGCUAUAAUCCAAAGAAAUUCCAAAGAAUCUACCAAUAGGAUCCCUAAAUACAUAGCUCAACGCAUACUAGAACCAUACUUUUCAUAUCACUUUUCUUGAAAUAUCCAAAGACGAAAAAGCUGCAUCUGAUCACAAAAUCUUUCUCUAGCCAUAACAGUAGCCAUAACAGUGAUGUGCAAAAUGCUAAACUUACUCUAUUAAUAAAGUUGGCAUAUGUCAAUAUUGAAAAUCUGGUUAUGGCAUUCAAUCUACAGAGGGGCUUACGGCUAUUUUUAUAGUAACUUUUUAUUACUUGAAAAUCACUUGAGUCCAGAAAAAUUAUUAUGAAUAUAUUUGCCAAAAAGAAAAACCAUUAAAGUCACCUAUUCCAUAAAAUCACAGACUAAAACACAUGUACAGGGACUAGACCUACUAGAUAUAUUGGUUAUAAAUAUAUCAAUAUAGCCAUUGUUGGGGGAAGGGGAGUUAGGCUGGGAUAGAAGUUUCUUUUACUGAAAUUUUUGUUCAAAAAAGUUAUUUUAUUCAAAUUUUGGAGGCCCUUAUCUUCAUUUUUCUGUUUCCAUUAGUCUAGUAUACCUGACCUGUGCCUUCAAUCCAACAUUUUAUUGAUAAUAAUAUCCCAGUGUCAGAAAAAUAGUUUUGAGUUCUCAUCAACUUUUUAGUACCAUACUAUUUUGUAUCUAAAAUGCGGAUAAAGUAUUAUGUUUAUUUAUAAAUGGAUAUUUUAUUAUAGAUUAUAAUUUGGUUAAAAUAUGACUUUUAGUAUAAUAGAGAAGAAAAUUAUAUCUCCAAAUCUUAGAAAAAUAGAUUUUAAGCUGUUUUCAGAUGUCCUACCAUUACUGAAUUUAAAAAUUUUUUGUCUUUACCUAAUGUAUAUCUUGUAAAAAAAAAAAAAGUAGCCAGUGCACUCAGACCUUGAUCCUGCCUCAAUAAGAUGUCAAAAAUAAGAUUCAUGGUCUAUGUAUUUUCAUAUUUUCUAUAUCAUUCAAUAAAGGUAGUACUGUAAGAGUUAA
Molecule: messenger RNA, 3426 nt
Organism: Monodelphis domestica (gray short-tailed opossum)
Lineage: Eukaryota; Metazoa; Chordata; Mammalia; Didelphimorphia; Didelphidae
Gene: CFAP418
Product: cilia and flagella associated protein 418
Cellular component (GO): cytosol
Source: RefSeq, a predicted model, not a curated record